This is a messenger RNA of Archocentrus centrarchus (flier cichlid), 1288 nucleotides long. It is a transcript of the gene oip5, whose product is annotated as opa interacting protein 5. The transcript has 5 exons. Gene Ontology annotation, biological process: chromosome segregation; CENP-A containing chromatin assembly. NCBI's taxonomy places the organism in Eukaryota, Metazoa, Chordata, Actinopteri, Cichliformes, Cichlidae. The coding region runs from base 192 to 749 and encodes 185 amino acids. The record is from RefSeq and is a predicted model, not a curated record. Gene Ontology annotation, cellular component: chromosome, centromeric region; chromatin; nucleus.
UUAAUUUUCAUCAGCAUAAUAAUUUUGUUGUUAAAUGUGUACAUAAGUGUUAUUUGGCAGUUUGUAAAUAUCUUACAUUGCUCCUUAUAGCGGCAGUGUGGAUACGCCGAGGGCGUGUUUUCCUCUGCUUCGUCUGUUGCUCAAAUUCACGAGCGGGACACGUUGCUGGCUAAGCUCCGUGAAACUUUAACAUGGAAUUUAAGGACAACCUUUUAAUUAAACGCACCGACGACGUAAAGCUGCUGUCCACAGCAGCAGUGCGCAGACAGCAGUUGACUCUCCACUGUCAGCAGUGCAGCGCUAUCCUGGCGGACUCCACGGGGGUCUGUGGAGAGAUGAAAAGCAUCGACGCGAUUAUGUGCAUAAGAGUAACCAGUGAUGUGGUCAUCAGUGAUAAGACAGAGUCAGGACAUAAAGGGGAACUGUCUAAUUGUAUCUACAACUCUUUAAAAUGCAGUGGCUGCCACAAUGCUUUGGGGAAAGUCAUUCACUCAGCACCAUCACAUUUGGCCGUGAUUCGCUCCAUUUUUCUCCUCUGCAAGGCAAACAUCAACUGCUACAUCCUCAACAGCAGCUCCAUGGUGAAAGCGUCCACGCUCACAUUUGAUCUGGAGCCUCUCGGAGAAAGCAUGAAUGAGGUGAAAAAGCAGUUCCAAGCACAGCUGGAUCAGAUGUCACGCAUGAAGAGCAGACUGACUGACAGCAGUGUUACCAGUAAAAGUGUAAAUGUGCACAGUACGUCCAGUUAGACCUUGAAUUUGGGAAAAUGUGUUCUCCAGUCUGCUGUUAACCAUAGAUGGGUUUUGUUGAUGGAGCUGUUUGUCUCUCUGUAUGUUUCCUCUUGCUUGUAAAUAAAACUAUAUCAGUAAUAAUAGAUUAGAGCUGAAAUGUAUUAGUCACUUUAUUUUUAGUGGAACAAUCAGUGAAUGCUGAUAUCACAGACUGUAUAUAAAAGAGGUAUGCAGCUGCAGUGUUGAAAAGUGUGAAUACUUAAUUGCCUUAAACCUGCAUUCUUUCUAAUAAACAGCAGGGGGCAACUGUUCAUUGAAAAAUGAAUUCUUAUGGUAAAGAAGAUGGAAAAACAACCCUCCUGCUCCUGUGAUCUGUGCCUUCACUAAACACCUUCCUGAUGAGUUUUUGUGACCUAGUUGUUACUCGGUCACCCCUCGUUUCUGAUGUGUUGCUUCAAAAAGAUGGCAAUGACCAAAAUCUUUUAGUACGGGACUUCACAGUUUUCAUCGUCCUCUAUGUUGGCAUCAUUCAGCUAGCAAACUAAUCCCUGUUUAUU